AUGUACGAAGGGAUUGACAACCUGAAAUCCCUUUACGACCGUGCCGGGAAGACUUUCUCCGGCGGUCCUUCUGCGGCACAGGAUGUGCCGCGUCGUACUGCUCGACCAGACCCAGUACGUCAACCAUCAAUUGGGAGCGGGGCUCCCAAGAAUCCCAGGACGGGGGAUAGCCGCGCCACCGGACGAGGUAACUCGUCCGACGUCCGUUCACGUCGCGGUGGUUCAACAGCUGCUCUACUAGAUAGCGCUGGCCACCGCGAGAGUCCUCUAAUGGAGGUGGAGGAGGAGGAAAGACGCUCUCCACACGAUCAUGUGGAUCGGUGUGUUCCCGAGAGCUUCUUUGAUCGCGUAACGCAAGGGUUACGCGACGAUCUCGAGCAUGAGCGGAAUAGGCGUCUCCAGAUGGUGGACACUGCCUCGAAGCAUCGAGCUGAGUUUGCCUUUGCUCAGCUUGAGAACGAGAGAUCUCUGACAUCUCUUCGUGACGAGCUAAGGGUAGCUCGUGGGAUUGUUGAUCGGUCUCGGGCUGAGAUAACUGCUCUUCAGACCCUUGUUGAUGCCCACCAUCGGGAGCACAAGGCUCUCUGCGAGAUGCUUGAGCGCAAGGGCGUUCUUCAUCGGAAGAAGCAGCGUACUGAUGGUACGGCUUAA
Peronospora matthiolae is the source of this 651-nucleotide messenger RNA. The record is from the annotation of a GenBank genome assembly. Lineage: Eukaryota; Oomycota; Peronosporomycetes; Peronosporales; Peronosporaceae.